Messenger RNA from Galeopterus variegatus (Sunda flying lemur), 1283 nucleotides. It is a transcript of the gene TP53I11, whose product is annotated as tumor protein p53 inducible protein 11. The record is from RefSeq and is a predicted model, not a curated record. NCBI's taxonomy places the organism in Eukaryota, Metazoa, Chordata, Mammalia, Dermoptera, Cynocephalidae. The coding region runs from base 171 to 740 and encodes 189 amino acids. The transcript is spliced from 7 exons.
UGCUGACUGCAGACCAGGACGGACACUUAGCUCAUCUCUGCAUCUCCAUCACCCAGCGCAGUGCCUGGCACACAGACCCUUCCCCUGUGGUCUGGAAGCUGGGCAGGAACAGUGGCCUGAGGCCGGUGCCUCCCCUCAGCCCUUCUGCAGAGGCCAGGCUCAAGGACACGAUGGCAGCCAAGCAGCCUCCACCUCUCAUGAAGAAGCACAGCCAGACGGACCUCGUGAGCCGCCUGAAGACCCGGAAGAUCCUCGGUGUGGGCGGGGAGGACGACGACGGGGAGGUGCACCGGUCCAAGAUCAGCCAGGUCUUGGGCAAUGAAAUCAAGUUUGCUGUUCGGGAGCCUUUGGGGCUCAGGGUCUGGCAGUUUGUUUCUGCUGUGCUCUUCUCCGGCAUUGCCAUCAUGGCCCUCGCCUUCCCUGACCAGCUCUACGAUGCAGUCUUUGAUGGAGCCGAGGUGACCAGCAAGACCCCCAUCCGCCUCUAUGGUGGGGCCCUCCUCAGCAUCUCCCUAAUCAUGUGGAACGCCCUCUACACGGCUGAGAAGGUCAUCAUCCGAUGGACUCUGCUCACUGAGGCCUGCUACUUCGGGGUCCAGUUCUUGGUGGUCACUGCCACGCUAGCUGAGACAGGCCUCAUGUCCCUGGGGAUCCUGUUGCUCCUGGCCAGCCGCCUCCUCUUUGUUGCCAUCAGCAUUUACUACUAUUACCAAGUCGGCCGGAGACCUAAGAAAGUCUAGUCGCCCACUGGACCAGGGGACCCUGCCCUGCCCAGCCCUGCCCUGGGCUGGUAGCGGUGGCGGCCUCCCUUUCCUCCUGAGACCCCCAGAUGCUGUGAUCUCCUGGGCUUUCAGGUUUGAGAUGCCGGUUUAGGGAGAGACAGGGGCCUCUGAACCCCUUUUCUUUACCCCACACCGUGACACCUCCUUUUCUUGGGUCUCGUGGCCUCUAGAUCCCCUUGAUAGACACUGUCUGAAGAGCUCUAGUCAUGGGGGGAUUGAGCUCAGUCAAGGUUCCAGCCUCUUCUGCCAGGAAGCUCUCCUUUCUUUUGAAAGAGGCUGUGGACCACUCCCCACCCUGCUCCCUGUACCUGCAGCCAACCUAGUGGCCAAGCAACUAAACUUGGCUUCCCUAUAUGUCUGGAAAACCUGGGAACUUGACCUGUGCCCUUAUCCCUCCCACAUGCAGGCCCCCUCUGCACCCCAAAGACACACACACAGACACACACACGCGUGCGCGCACACGCGCCUCCCACAGCCCAGCUGUGGGGGACAGGCCGGGUG